Acaulospora colombiana is the source of this 1025-nucleotide messenger RNA. The record is from the annotation of a GenBank genome assembly. NCBI's taxonomy places the organism in Eukaryota, Fungi, Glomeromycota, Glomeromycetes, Diversisporales, Acaulosporaceae.
UGGCUUUCAAAGAAGACAACCAGGAUAAAAUCUUUUACGUUAAAAGUCUGUGGAGAAUUGAUCCACUGAAGGACUUGUCGUUACCAGAUGAUAAGGUUAUUUUUGAAUUGGAAGUGACUGAUUGCAAGAUGUUUUGGACGCGAAGUGUGACAGUCGCAGACCUGAAACGCAUUAAGCCGGCUAAUAUUCAUGACAUCUCGAAAUAUUGUGGAGCAACGCAAGCGGCACUGUCGGGACAUGAUGAGUACGAAAACCACAAGUUAACGUGUAGAAUUACAACCGCGGAAAAUUACGUCCGGGUUGCCGGUUCAGCGUUGGAAACGCGUGUCUCGGAUUUAGAAAAUGUACGCGAUCAGAUGCAGGAAAGGAUUGAACUCAUGAUUGCAGAAAAAAUUAAUCAUGAAUCAAUAUUAAUGGAAAAGUUUAAGAAAGUCCUCAAUGCAAAGAAAAAGAAAAUCAAAAAUCUGAUGAGGGCACUUAAUGCGACUGGUAAAUUGAUAUUUUACAUUCGCAUGUUUGCUUCGGGUUCCGCGCUAAUGAUAUUUCGUCUAGGCGCGAUCAUUUCAAGCCAACCGGAGCAAUCACAAACGUUAUCAGAGGAAGAGGAACUAACGGAGGAGAAUGAUGAAAUGAUGAUCAAUUCGUCAACAAGUCGUAGAUCAACAAAUGUACCCCAUGGACAUCGGGUCAAUCAAAAGCCCACCACCAGGUCUUCUACCAGGGACUUUAAGAAGUUGAAAUUGGAUGAUGAUGACGCGGCUAAGAAUAAUAAGAGCAUGGAAGUUGCCAACAAACAGCAGAAUGCGGAAUCAGUGUUAACCAAAACCUUUCGUGGUCAAAUAAUGAAGUCCAGAAGGAUGGGCCGGAAAAAGGUUGCUACCACCGCCACCAGUAAUGAUGCAAUAAAUUCACUCAAUGACAUUCUAGUUACCGCCAACAAUCCAAACGCUAAUGCGCUUGAGGACAAUUCUCAAGAAGCCAGCGAUCAGGAUAACACAGUCGAUAAUUUAUUAGGGGACAUGUGA